UAAAAAAGGAAAAAGACAAGCUUAGGAUGGCAACAACAUCACAGCCUCUGCGAGGUAAAACGACAUGUAAAAAAAUAUUUUGGGCAGUGUUUCCUCAUGCCUGCUUCAUUGUGUCUCUUGUCAUCUAUGCUUUUCUUGGGGCUCUCAUGUUUUCCCACAUUGAAGGUACCCGGGAGGUCACUGUAAGUGAAGAAUAUAGAGCAUUUCUGAAGAAUCUGACAUCCCUCGCCAGGAACCUAUCAGGUUAUGGGAAUACCUAUCCUGUGACACGGAUUGGGAAGUAUCUCUGUAUGGUGUAUGCCUUAUUUGGGAUCCCUCUGAUGUUCUUGGUCCUGACAGACAUGGGGGACAUCCUUGCAACUGUCUUAUCCAAGUCUUACAACGAGUUCAGGAAAAUACAGUCAAAAAUUCUUGCCUCUAAACUCUGUUCAGGAUCCACAUGUAGCAAAAGGAAUGAACUGAAACCCAGGGCACAGUCUAAAAUAGUCAUCAAUGAGCCCCUGACGAUCAUGGAAGUGCUGAGAAGUCAGUCAGGUGUGAAAAGGAGGAGGGUCAAAUAUCGCAAUGUGGAACUUUUUGAGAUGUUAAUUGCCAGGGAGAAUGAAAACACACAACCAGCAAGAAAUAAAAGCAUGGAGAGAUGGAGCUCAUGUCCUGAACUAGCAAGGGAAAAGACAGUGUCCAGAGUAAUUGAGAAUUUUGACAAAAUAGGAAAAGAGUUAGAAAAAUUAGAUGUGCCUUUUGUAUUGAUGGUGCUCGUUAUCUUUGUGUACAUCUCCUGUGCAGCUGCUAUUCUUCCAAACUGGGAAAAAAAUAUGGAUUUUCAGGAAGCCUUUUAUUUCUGCUUUAUCACUUUGACCACUAUUGGAUUUGGAGAUACAAAACUAGAACAUCCCAAGUUUUUCUUGUUUUUUUCCCUCUACAUUAUGAUUGGCAUGGAAAUUGUCUUCAUUGCUUUUAAGCUGGGCCAAGACCGCUUAAUUGUUCUGUAUAAAAAGGUGAUUUCAUUUUGUGCGGAGAAAAAUAUGCCAUCAAAGAAGAUAUAUCCAAAAUAAGAGCAGUCAUUUCUCCUGCACUUGUCAGCAUUGGCCACUGCAAUGAGAUGAAAUUGGUUCUGUGCAUUUCUGCCUUGGGCUGGCAGGUGCCAUAUUUUAAUCUGAUUUCCUCUGAGAAAUGACUGAGAAAUAGCUGAAUACCUCUGAAGGCACUUGGUGAAGGCAUCUCCAGGGAGUACUUUCCAAAGGGGUCCCUUCUCCUAAAUAACCAAAGAUGCUGCAUGAUGAAGAAGUUGAAGGCUCUCCCUGCCAGUUCUCCCUGAACAUUUUGAAAAGCUCUGAUUUUCUGCAGCCUUUCUGUCCCCCCUCCCACUGCAAGCCAAUUCAGGAAUUUUGUUUUUUGUCCAAGCGAGGCCUCAAUCUCCUGGAAGGUCUUGUCCUGCCACCUUCUCUGCAGCCAGA
Molecule: messenger RNA, 1457 nt
Organism: Parus major (Great Tit)
Lineage: Eukaryota; Metazoa; Chordata; Aves; Passeriformes; Paridae
Gene: KCNK18
Product: potassium two pore domain channel subfamily K member 18
Exons: 2
Coding region: 27-1055 (342 amino acids)
Biological process (GO): potassium ion transmembrane transport; stabilization of membrane potential
Cellular component (GO): membrane
Molecular function (GO): potassium ion leak channel activity
Source: RefSeq, a predicted model, not a curated record